CCCAGAAAAUAAAAAUCUCCAAAACAUUUGAGAAAUUGCCCACCAACUUCCUUCUUCUUUUCCUGACUUGCGCUCCCUUUUUCAUCAACGAACUUCCUUCUUCAAGAAACCCCCUCACCCAAAAAGCCAUUAGAUUUCCUUCUCUCUUCAAAUCUUCAAUCCCCAAUCUUCGCCUUCGUGUUUUUCUUCUCUCGAAAUUUCAUAAUUACUCCUGCUUUGGUCAUCGGUAAGUUGUCGAUUUCCAUAUUCGAUUUCUCUUCUCAAUUCGAAGGCUGGGGUUUCCUUGCUUCUUAGCUGAAAACCCUAGUCUAAUUCUACUUUCUAGGAAUUUUUGAAAAGCUUAAUGUUUUAGUUUAGAUAAAGAGGUUAUCAAUGAGGAAUACUUGUAUUUAUUCCUGUAAAAAUCCCAAAUUUCAUGGGAUUUUCAAUGGAUUAUCUGCUGUUGUUCUAUUUUCCUUAUUCUACACGCGGGUAGAUUUCUUAAGAAACCCUCAUAUUGGCCAGUCAUCUCUGCUUGUUAACCAUAAUUUGACUCAAAGAACUGGUUUUGCUGAUGGGUUUGAUCAUGUUAGUGUAAUUCAUCGAAAAAUUAGUGAACUUGAUGCUAAUUCAUCAAAUUUAGCUGUUAGGAAUGGUCAAGAGAAUGAGUUGAAUGUAAACUUGAGCAACCCUGCUUUGUGUACUGGAUUGUUUGAUCAUAAGGGUUUUGCUAAUCAAUGUGAGUUCUUGAAAGCGAAUCCACAUUGUUCUUCAGAUGGAUUCUUUGAUUACAUUAAGUUUUUCUAUUGUGGUUGUGGAGAUUUUAAGAUAGUGGGAUAUGUGAUAUUGGGUUUUUGGCUUGCCGCUUUGUUUUAUCUAUUGGGCAACACAGCAGCGGAUUACUUUUGCUGUUCAUUGGAGAAGCUUUCACAUCUGCUUAGGUUGCCUCCGACUGUUGCUGGGGUUGCGCUCCUUCCUUUGGGGAAUGGGGCACCGGAUGUGUUUGCAAGUAUAGCUGCUUUCUUGGGGACGGACACAGGUGAAGUGGGUCUUAAUAGUGUAUUGGGUGGUGCAGUUUUUGUUACUUGUGUUGUUGUAGGGACUGUCUCCCUUUGUGUAGCAGAGAAGGGGGUUCAGAUUGAUAAAAGAUGCUUCAUUAGGGAUAUCUGUUUCUUUCUUUUUACGCUCAUGUCACUUAUGAUGAUAUUGGUUAUUGGUAAGGUGAGUGUUUGGGGUGCCAUUGUAUUUGUCUUGAUAUAUGUGAUUUAUGCAUUUUCUGUGGCUGCAAAUGAGAUUCUGAGGAAACAUGCACGAAGGUUGAAAUUGGAUGUUGUUACACCAUUGCUUCCUGUCCGAGGAAGUCUGUUUUCACAAGGAAGUGAAGAGGAUGUUUUUGUAUAUAGUUCUCUGCUUGAUGUGGACACUGAAGAUGAUCCACCCCAACUCCCUAGUUCCCUGCCACAGUGGAUGUGGGCUUCAAAUGUUGCUAUAUAUUCAAACCACUUCAUGAAGGUCAGCUCAUUCGAGGAAGAGAGGCCUCCAUGGGGUUGGACUGAAGAGGGCAUGGAAACUAAUGACUCAUCAUUCUCAUGUUCUAAAUUAUUUUCACUAUUGGAGUUGCCACUGAGAGUUCCAAGGCGGCUAACGAUUCCUCUAGUCGAGCAGGAAUCAUGGUCGAAACCAUAUGCUGUAGCUAGUGCUUCAUUGGCUCCUGUUCUUUUGGCAUUUCUGUGGAAUAGGCAAGGUGAUGUGGGCUCCCUGGGCCGAGUGGUGGCAUGGUUUAUUGGUGUUGCAGUUGGUUGCACUCUUGGUAUUCUUGCAUAUCAGCAUACUAUAUCUGAUCAUCCACCUCGGAGGUUUUUAAUUCCUUGGGUAUUAGGGGGAUUUUUUAUGAGCAUUGUAUGGUUUUAUAUGAUUGCUAAUGAGCUUGUUGCCCUGUUGGUAGCAUUUGGUGUGAUUUUUGGAAUUAAUCCAUCCAUUCUUGGAGUAACUAUUCUGGCUUGGGGCAAUUCAAUGGGUGAUUUGGUUUCGAAUGUUGCACUAGCAAUGAAUGGUGGUGAUGGUGUACAGAUUGCCUUGUCCGGUUGCUAUGCAGGUCCCAUGUUCAACACACUUGUUGGUUUGGGUAUCUCAAUGCUGCUUGGAGCUUGGUCAAAGAGUCCUUCCUCAUACGUGGUUCCACAGGAUAGCAGCUUGUUUUAUACCAUGGGGUUUCUCAUGUCAGGAUUAAUUUGGGCACUUAUAGUUUUGCCUCGGAACGACAUGCGGCCUAGCAAGAUAUUAGGAGUGGGUCUUAUAAUGCUCUAUUUGAUAUUUCUUUCUUUCAGGGUGAGCAGUGCUAUGGGGCUUAUAUCACUGGGCGGUUUAAGUUGAUUUUUGUUUUGGUUGUAAUUAGAUGGACCACUAAUCUCAACAUGUUAGAAAAGAGGAGUCAGAUUGAUUAGCUUAUCAGUUUCCAACGACCAUCAACCAUAAGGUUUGUGUGGCAGAGAAAGCCAUUGUUGUAUCUCUGGACAUAAUGUAAGCCUGCAUAGGCAAAAGAUGAUAACUCGCUGAAUUCCUCUUGGGCUCCCAAGUAUUUGUCAAAUCACCUCAUCUGUAAAUUCUAGCACCAUUCAUUUAUUUGGAACCUGUCUCGUUCUUUUGGUAGAUCAUUUGGUAUCCCUUUAUCUUGGACUCGAUUGUCCUUGUGCA
Theobroma cacao (cacao) is the source of this 2673-nucleotide messenger RNA. Its product is annotated as cation/calcium exchanger 4. Gene Ontology annotation, biological process: transmembrane transport; monoatomic cation transport. NCBI's taxonomy places the organism in Eukaryota, Viridiplantae, Streptophyta, Magnoliopsida, Malvales, Malvaceae. Gene Ontology annotation, molecular function: monoatomic cation transmembrane transporter activity. Gene Ontology annotation, cellular component: membrane. The record is from RefSeq and is a predicted model, not a curated record.